AGGAUGUGUAACGCUAUUUAUAGCUUGCAGUGUUUUCCAUUAGCAGUACUAGGAAUUCAUUUUGUAGUCUAGUUGCAUUUCAUUUGUAGUGAAACGAUUUUAAAAUGCCUAAUAUAAUUACGGGCAUUGCUUUUGUUUUUGUUGGAUUAAUACUUGUAUUGUGUGACAGGUAAGUACAUUUCACAUGUAAUGUAUUGAAAGCGAUCGAAAAAAGGGGGGGGGGGCGAUUACUGUCAGUACACACUCAGUGAAGUCUGUGACUGUAACACUUCCUUAAGUCUAAGUACUUAAUUUGGGUACUUCAACUUAAACACUAACCCACCACAACAACUUACCACUACUACUACUAGAGUUCUUACUGUGCCUACUAAUACAGGGUGGACCAAUAAAAGUGAGAACAUUUCGUAGCGUAAUAUUUUACGAGAUGUUCUCACUUUUUUUGGCCCACCCUGUGUAAUAAGUAGGCCUAUUGUUAUUGUGUGGUGUUAAAUUUCCAUAAUUGCUAUAGGCUAUAGUAUAGGCAUGGUAUCAUAGUAACUGGAAACAAUACUAUUAACAGUUAACUAUUCUUCCUUUGUACAUUGUCCCAUAACAUUAAAACUUAGAUUACAAGUAUAGUAGGAUAGCCUAUAUGUGAAACAAGGUAUGGGAAAACUUGAAAGAAGGACUUAAUAAAACAACGUGUAGUCAAGGAGCUUCCUUCAUUGACCAAACAACGAAUAUCACAAAUAUAUAAAUUAAAAUAAACACUUGGCUAAAAUGAAUUGUGCGAGAAGACAGAAAGAAAAAUCUAGUUGACAAUUAAUAGGUAAGAGAGUUAAAAUAGGCAAUAGGGAAAGGAUGAGAGGAAAUUUAAAUCCACAGGGAUUGGUUGUUUAAAAGGAGGAUGUGGAGAAAAUCUUUAACAAGUGAAGGAGAAAAUGACAUUCAUGCCAUGUGGUGUCAAAGUCCAUGAGUCUGUAUCAGUUUGUUCUCUAAGUUCACCCUGGUGGGUGGGUUGGAACAGGAAGCAAUGGCCAAGUUGCUGGAGCCCUUGUUUUUGCUUCUGUUGAAGUUUUUUUGAGAUAGGACACUUUUUAUCAUGCGCAAUAUUUCGCAACAUUUCGAAAGUAUUUAAUACAUCUGUCAGACAGAUGCUUUCCAGCCUGGUCCAGAUAAGCCAUAUGGCAGUGGGUAUAAAAAAAGGGCAUGGCUAAUAGUAUGGCUGGUGGAAAUGAAAUCAUCUCUUAUCUGAAAACUACCCUUAUUAGGGAAAGGAAUAUGUUGAGUCUGAAUGACAAAAGGGCAAGUUAGGCAAUGGCUGCAUCCACAUGGCUUUGUCCCAAAGUGGGAGGGGAUAGCACAGAGGGGGCUAUGAACAAGAUCUCAUAGAUUCUUAUCUCCUCUGAACACAAUGAGAGGCAGGGAUGAAAAAAUGUAGAUAUCACGGUCAGCAAGAAGGCCGGCACUGUUUAUAAAGAAACAUUGUUUGGCCAAUGGAUUGUGGGCAUGAUAUGGAAGAAUAAGUUUGGUCCUGUCGCUUUGUCUCUUGGAUGAGACCUAAAGGAAAUAGUAAUAUUUUGCAUUGUGGUGACUAUGACAAGUAGGCCUACAAAAAUAGUAAUAGUAUAGUAUAAGUAUGGACACUGGGCUUAUUUAUGAUUUUAAAUAAAAGUAAUUUUUAAAAUUCUAGUGUAAAAAAAAACCCAGCAUGAGACACUCAGAAAUGAUUGUAUUUUAUUAUUUGUAUCCACCUUUCUUUAAUUUUGAUGACCAAAAUGGAUGACAGCCAAUUUAUUUGAAUAGUCCAGGCAUUACUAUUUGAACUAUUUCCUAUUAACCACAUUAAAUUUCAACCAAAUCUUGGUGGUUUUUUUUUUUUUAGGAAAAUUCAAGGCUUACAAAUAAAAAUAAAUUGCAUUCAGAAAGUAAAGAAUUUUAUGAUAAUAUUUUCCAGAUGGCCUCAAAGUCUUAGCGUUCCAGGAAAACCAACAAGAAAACCACAUUUAUUUGAUCAUUUAAUCCUUCUGGUAAGUUUUUACUGUAAAGACUGUUUCUGAUAAGUUUUGACUAUAAUUACUAUAAAGGCAGUUUCUGUUAAGUUUUGACUGUGAAGAACCUUGCUAAAUCUCACCAAGUCUGUAUGAUUUAAUUUUGCUAAUUCAUUAUUCAUUCCCUAAUGGCAAUAUUGGUAAUGAAAUGUUUUCUCUCCAGACGUCUUUUGAUUCCAAAUUUAUUUAAUUAAAAUUGCACAUAUGAAUGGUUUCUUCUUAAUUUUUGUUAUUUUUUUAUGUUUUUAUACAACCUGUUAGUCAAAUUAUGUUGUUUUUCCUCUCCUCAGUGGUUUUGUAAGCAGAUCCUGCAGCUUCUUCUUCUUCCCCUGUGGUACCUCAUUGAACGAAAUAUUUUAGGAUUUGGACAUUUCAGACAUGGAGAAGUGCAACAAAGAGGUAAAUAUUUGGUGUACUUAAAAUUCUUAGUUUGCUCUUAACAUCCUUUCCCAAUGGCUUGAGACAGACUCUAAAUUCAUUAUAGCUCAUAAUUGCCUUCUGGCCAUUAUCUGAUUCCACAGUAUGGAUGAAACAGAAUUAGUCCAAUUUUGACUUAUCCUAUGUUUUAUAUCAUUUUUCCACACAUGUAAUAAAAUUACUUCAAACUGAUGUGAUGGUGUCAGCAGCAUGUCAAAGGGUCUUUCUUUUGCACCUCUUAAUCCUCACACCAUGGGAUUAUCAAGGGAGCCUCCAUCUCUCCAUUUUCCCCUCCCACCUACCGUUUUAUCUAAUCAAAAUGCACUGCCAGAUAUACUGUGCACAUACUUAAUGCACUGCCUGAUAUACUGUGCACCUACUUGAUGCACUGCCAGAUAUACUUUUUACUGAUGGCAAAGAUUUUAUUCACUUUAUCCAACUUAAAAAGAGAGAAUCUAUUUCUUGAUGUUAUUUUAGGUCCCAAUUAAACAGCUUCCCCAAUCAUUUGGUCUUUAAAAAAGUCAGAACUUUAACCCAUGGAGUCAAUGACAUUAGAAAUGUAAAAUAUGACCAAAACUAGGUGAAGGUAUGGAGGAGGGGGACUUCAUAAACAUUUUUUAUAAUUAGAUCUACAUUGAAGUACAUAUUUUGUUUUAUUAAUUUUUUUUUGUAUCUUGUAUGAUUCAUUUUUUUUUUUUAAUCUUCCAAUCCUCAAAACUGAGUUACUGAAGAAUAAAAGUGUAAAUUUACCCUUUUUUUAUAUCAUAAAUUUUCAUAAAAUUGUGAAUAGUCAUCAAAAGUUAUAUUUAUUUUUUGCUAACAAUAUUUCUCCCAUUUGUUUUCGCUUGUUUUUAUCAUUUGAAAAUUUUAAAUAUCUCUCAAAUGACAGGUAGACAAAACCGCCCAGUUCCAUUGCUGGAUAUUAAUGAUAUGCCGGAUGCUCAAGGAGAACAAAAUGCCAAUUGUAAUGAAGGUCUCAUAAAUGAAGGUUUAGUGAAUGACAACGAUCGUCAACCUUUAAUCGAGCCAGUUCGUAGACCGAACAGGCCCAAAAAACCGUCCCUGCUUGUUUAUUUCCCAGCAGCAUUCUUUGCGCAGGCUUCUGUUUUGCUGUUGUAUUUUGGCAUGAAGCUAACCUACCCAUCGAGCUUUAUCAUGCUGAAAGGUACGUCACUUUUUUUAAUGAGUUUUCACAAUUAAGAAUGCGAUUCUUCCCACACAAAUAACAACAAGGUUUUUUGUCCUAACUAAGAAAACAAUAAAAUUAAAUAAAUUAGAAAAUUUUUUAAAAUGUGUAAAUGAUAAAGAAAAUAAUCAAUUUAAAUGGGUACACACAUUCUUUUCUAGAUGCUUUUGUUUGUACCACCCACAUCAUAGCUUUGUUAUGAAGCUUCUCUGCCCUCUGAAGGAACUUUUUAAUUGAUUACAGUUAAUUAAAUAUGCAUUAACGAUUUCCAUAACUGGUCGCAGGAGAUACUUUAUUUCUAAUUUUUUUAUAAUGUAAAACUUUGGUUUCCAAACUGCUUACAUUUUAUUAAUUAAUUAAGUGAGUACCAGAGUGACACAAGGUUGUGUCCUCUCCCCGAUACGAUUUAUACCAAUGAUAUCAUCUAAUUGCAGAUCUUACAAUCAAUAAUCCCAUUAUAGAGCAAGCAGAGUCAUAUAAAUACCUAGGUGUCACCAUAUAGAGCAAGUAGAGUCAUAUAAGUACCUAGGUGUCACCAGUAAUAAUAAGCUGACUUGGCAAGAACACGGCCACAUUCUGUAAUGAAGGACCAACCGAACAAUUAAACAAAACAAUUGUACAAUUUUGGCAAAAUAUUAUUUUAUAAAAAAUGGGAUGGAAGGAGCCAUUUUCUUUUUUAAUAUUUACAUGGUAGAUUUAAAUUUGAAAACGCUACUUUAAACUGUGCAACAAAUUACAUUUACAUGGCAAUUUAGAGACAUUUUUCCCCAUCAACAGGGACAGUGGCAUUUUUCACAGCCCUCCUGGCCAUGGCAUUUUUAGCCCAGCAGCUUGCCUGCUAUGUUUGGUUUGGUGUCAUUGUGGCUACCCUGGGGUUUGCUGUGUCUGGAAUCUCAGACUACAUCCACGUCCCAUCAGGCGGUUAUGAAAAAUAUGGCAUCGCUGCAGGUCAGUCCAGAAAUUUUUGUCUAAUUUGUUAUGAAGAUACUGCAUUCUUUGGAGGAAAGAAACAUAUGACGGAAAGUAAAUAAAUUGUUUUAGAACUUGUUCAGAUUAAAAGGCAGGACUGCAAUCAGAAUAGAUGAAACUUUGGGUAGGGGAAACCUGCAGCUUUUGUUUGCUAAAGAACUACUUUUUGCUUACUUGCUCAUUGUUUUGUUUGAACCCUGUGUUUUAUAUUUCCUUUAGGUUAUUAAUUGGCAUUUCAUUUUUUUUCUGAAUUUUCAGUCACCAAAUGUAAUUUUGUUGAAUUUUGUGUUAACCAUAAUUGGUUUUUUUAAAAAAUAUUUUUAGGUGACCUGCUGAUUGUCAUGUCACAAAUCAUGUUUGCCACCAAGAUCAUCUAUGAAGAGAAGUUCAUUAGGAAACACUCUAUCCAUCCUAUGCUAUUCCUGGGUGCUGAAGGUAAUUGUCAAUAAAUGCAUGCUCUGAUUCUUUUUUCAAUCAACAAAUGACCAAAUGCCAAGCAAUCAGAUGAUCUGGGGUUCGAAUCUUAAACAAAUCAAAAUAUCCAGAUGAGACUUUUACUGUUGUACCCCCCAAACCAGUGAGAUAAACGAGCUGACUGCCCAGGUUGAUGGUUAAUGUCUCAUAUGUUGCCAGAAAGGAUCAUUCACUUUAUUUAGUUGUUUUUUUCUUUUUUUAUUCAGCUGUUUACGGAGUCUUCUUUGCCGGUCUGUUCUUUGCUCUGUUCAAUUUGCUGGAUCUGGUCCAGUACAGCUACCUGCCCAAUGGCAGGAUGGAGGAUGUUGAGGAUGCCUUGUACCAACUCCACAACUCCUGGGAAUGUUCUUUGGCCUUUUCUGGUAAGGAUAAUCUAGUUUGCCAACCUAUAAACAUCUUACAGCAUCAAUUUUAAACAUUAAUUUAUGAAAAUUUCAAGAAAAUUUCAGUACAAAACGUUUGAGAAAUAUAUAAGCCAUAUAUAAGCCUCUGUUCUACAUGUGCCAAAAUUGCAUGCAAAGAAUAUUUUUUUAAAAAGAUUCUUGAAAGCUUAAACUUUUAGUCGACGAAACUUCCUAACUUGCAUAAAUGUGACUAUCACUCAAAAUAUUUAUUAAUUAAGACUUUUAUUAAAGUAACUUCUAAAUGGCCCUGAGCUUAAAUUUCCAUCUCCCCUGAUUAAAAUUUUUAUAAUGUCCCAACUAAAGGAAGCAAAUUCUAUUUUUUUUUUCAUCUCAUUUUAUUGGUUUUAUAUUUCCUAUUUGAGAUUAGUCCUCAACACAUUGUUUAUAUUUACUAUUUGAGAUUAUUUCUCUAAAAAUAGAUUUUCCUAUUUAUAGUUGCAAGAAAAAUCAUUACUUUAUCAAGUCAUUAAUCUCAAUUCAAAACAAUAAAAAGUUCAUUCUGAAGAAUUUCUUCUUACUCCAUUCUGCUUGUAACUUUCACAUGCUGUUUUUAACAAAGAAGGAAGUGAAUAACCCCAUCUUAAGGGAUGAAGAUGUUUAAUGAAUAAUGUUUCCUAUUAUCCACAGGUUCACUCAUUUUCUACCUCCUGUACACAUAUCUGGGCAUGUUUUUAAUCCGUGACCAGGGUGCACUGCCCAGGAUCAUGAUUGAAACACUGAUUUGGGCAUUCUUCUGGGGCAUCUCCCUUGCCCUGAAGUGGGAAGACUUUUUCAUUGGUCAGGUAGGUUUUUGAGCCUGUGAUCAUCUGAAACAUCUGGUGUAGAACAUGUUGUGUCAGUAGCAACAUCAGAGGUGACAAAAUUGUCAUUUCACUCUACCAAAACAGUUGAAUUAUAAAAAUAUCAGAGUGGGUAUCAUUUAUUUAUAAAGUUUGGGGGAGGGGGGCUCCAUUUUUAGACUUCACUUUUAAACAUGGGUGAAAAUUUUCCAUCUCACAGUCGGGGAGAGGGCCAAAUCGUGUCCUUCGCAACAUCCUUUUCUGCAUAACAUAUUUAUCUGGGACUGUUGCCAAAUCUGUUACUGAGAUGUAGUCAUGUUGUCUGACAAGAUCUUUUAUACUCUACUGAGAUGUAGUCAUGUUGUCUGACAAGAUCUGUUACACUGUUCUGAGAUGUAGCCCUGUUGCCUGACAAAGAUCCAUAGAGAUAUAAUAGAUCCUGAAUCUAAAUGUUUUUUCUUGAAAUCCACCCAACUGAGUAUAUAAAUAUUACAUUACAUAGUUUUUAAUUAACUCAGGAAAAAGCUGAGGAAAAGGGUUAUAUUUCAGGGUCACAGCUUUCAGUGAGUGGCACCCAUGGGUUAUAACUAAGUUUUCAUAUUACUUUAUUAAUUCAACUGUUUGGAAUAAACGCUUAUUUCAAUGCAAGAGAAGAUAAAGAUAUUGACUUCACAACCAUGAUAAAAAUAAUGUUUUAUUUAAUUGAAUACACUGUAAUUAGUAAGCUUUCAAGAUUAUAAUAUCAUAUAUAAAUUUAAUAUUUAAUUUAUGUUAAUCAUAAAUGUUUUUUCUCCAGGUCCCGGGACUCUGUGUCAUCCCAAUCGGGGUCUUAAUUUACUCUCACAUCCUUGUUAUCCCCUUUGGUUCGUGUGGGGACAGGGUUGACCCCAAUGCCCAAGAUCCCUUUUUUCCUCCGGAUAAUGGGAACAAUGCACAAGCACCUGCGGGUGACCAACCAGAAGAGAUCAUAGGUUGCAAUACGUACGCUGAUCACGAUGGGAAUGGAACCGAUUACCCUGAUGUAAGAAUGGUCCUUGACGGGGCAGAGGUCCCACCCCAACAAGAUGAUGGGGACGUGCGACUUCUCGGCAAUCAUGUUCUUGUCCAGGCUGAACAGCUCAGACAGCGGCAAGCGGUCAGUGGUGAAAAUUAAUCGGUCGCCUCACUGUUUUAUUUGAGGCCCCAGCUGUUUGGUCAUAUUUUUUAUUUUAGUAAAGGUGUGAUCUAACGUAUCAGAUCACUGAGGAAAACAAGUAAAGGUAUGAUCUAACGUAUCAGAUCACUGAGGAAAACAAGUAAAGGUAUGAUCUAACGUAUCAGAUCACUGAGGAAAACAUUUUUUUUUUCUAUCAAAUAUUCCUUUUAGCCAUAAAAUUACCCUGAAAUCACCUUAUCGUGAAUGAAAAUUGACAUUUCAUUAACUUAUAACUCAGGGUUUCUAAUAAUUUUAAUUUUAGAAAUUUUUUACAGAAAAAAACGCUGCAUGAAUUUAUUGUUAGCACUUAAUAGUAUUUUAAAAUUCAACAGCCAUUGAACAUAUCAAAAAAGUAUUUGAGUUAUGACUUUCUUCCUACUUCUUGUGACCAUUCGACACAACCUGGUGUCUAUUGGGGCAUUCCAUUUAUAUAAAAGGUAUAUAAUACUUAACAAUAAAGUAAAAGUGCUGCAUUUUCUUCAGCAAGAUUUUUACACAGAAACACAUGAUUUUAAAGAUAUAUUUUUAAUUAGGCAAAUAGAUAUCUCACUAAACCCUUGAGUAGCCCCUGUAAACUUAACUACCGGGUAUUUAAAAGCUAUGGUGCUGUAACAUUAAGAUAAUUUUGAAUAUGAAAAUAUUUUUGUCUAAUUAAUUUGUAAUGCCCAAAAUAGGGUUACCCGGUACAUUAAUAUAUUUUAUAGCGCUUGUAACAAUGCUAUUUUAGCAUGCUCACAGCGUUCUGAUGUCCUAAAAUCUAUUCAAAGUAAAAAGUCUUUAAAAGUUUCUUAAAUGACUUUUUAUCAUUUUCAAAUUCCCUUAAAGAUUGGGGUAAACUGUUAUAACUUAGGUCCUGUAGCUUCAAAAGAGCGCACUCUGUAUGAUUUCUUUCUGUGUCAAUCCACACUGGGAAUUCUCAGUAAGGACUGUGUUGAAGAGCGCAACUUCUGUAUGGAAACAAUUUUAGAAAUAAGUUUUUGUAGAUAUGCAGGUGCAGAGCCCUCUAUUCAUCAGUAUGUCAGGAGCAGAAUUUUGUGGUCAAUGGGCUCAUUAGCAGGAAGCCAGUGGAGAUCUUUAAGAACUGGGGUGAUGUGGUUAGAUUUCUUUAUACGUGGUAUAAUGCAUGCCGCAGUAUUUUGUACCAUCUGAAGUCUCUGAAUUUGGUUUUAAGGUAAAUCGCACAAACAACUCUCUAAUCAUUUUUUUUUUUAAAUUCGAGAAAAGACUGGUUUCUUUUCCAUUUUUUAUACUCUAAAUUUGUGUACAUUAUAUUUGCAUACUACCAGUUUAUAUCUUCCAAACAGUGUAAAAUAUUUAGGCCUAUUUUAUUAAUGAUUUGCUGUACCAGUAAUGCCGGUAUGCUAAUUCAGUUGAGUUACAUUUUUUUUUUAUCUUCGCACACCGCAACCAUUUCCACAUUGAGCUAUUUAAGCUUUGGCUUGUUGUAAAGUUGUACCAUGGAUACUCUCUAAGCCACUCUCUACAAAACCCAUCUGAUUAAGAUUUAGUUCCAUUAGCUCCCUUAGAAACUGUUUGUCUGCACUGAUUUGUUUGAAUGAAAUAUGGGUGAGGGGUACAGACAGACAGAAAGACAGAUAGAGAGGAUACAUUUAUUAUUUAUGUGAACUACUUAAGUCCUACUUAAAACUUCAUGUAAAUCUUUUGAAAACUUUAAAAUCAUAUGUUAAUGUUUGAUUAUUUUUUAUUUUUUUUUGGGGGGGGUUGCAUUUGAUUGAUUUAAAUGUUUGUGGUGAAAUUAAACAUAUAAUAUUUAAUCAUCCUUCUCUGUUUCUUGUGAAUAUCAUUAUAAUUCUUGCCCAGUCUUAAGUAUGAAAAGAUUAUUACGGUAGUUAUUUAUUGGAGAUUAACCAUGAGAAUAAAAAACUAGGAGGCGAAAACUUUUUCACAAAAUUUGUGAGUAGGAUUAACAUCUUUGAAUAUUAAAUUUUAAAUUCUGGCACUGUCAGAAUUCGGAAUAUUUCUUUAUUUAAUUAUUCUUAGCUAUUAUCAACAUCACAAUCACUGCUUCAAUAAAUAUUUCUUAUUUUUGUCUGUGUACAAACUAUAGACUAAGUUUUAAAAAUGUAUACUUUUUUUAAUUAUAAGGUAAAUUUUUUUUUUUUAAACUUGUCUUUAAAUUUCUAAGUGUAGAUCUGUCAGAUAUCUAUUUUUAAAUAUUCAUAUUAAGCCUCUUUGUGAAACAAAAAUGUUGAUUUAAUUAAAUCAUGAUUGAGGGAUCUUUUGUUAUUUCUCAGAGGAAUGGAUCUAGGAAACAUUGAAAACGCAGACCUACUCACUGCCCUUUUCUCAACCUUUUUCCCGUUUCUUUAUCUGAUUUUUAUAACUUUAACUUAACUUGUAUAUCAAUGUAAUAUUUAAAAAAGUAAGUUUAUAUUUUUUAAGAAUAUUUGUAUACCGGUAGUCAAUUUUAAAAAAAAAUAAUAAUAAUUUUAUGAUCUUCACAUGUAUUUUAUUUUUUUAAAAACAAGUGCCUUUGUAGUUAAGGAAAAUUGUUUUUGUUUUCUUAAAUCUUGGUGGAUUUAAAACAACUGCUAAAAAAUUUCAUGUAAACAAAAAAAGUUUUUUGUUGAAGUAAAAAUAAAUAAUUAACAUUGCAUCUGAUUUGUGAAUAUUGAAUUUAUAAUUAUGCUUAUGUAUUUUCAUAUUUCUUUGUUUGUACAUGUUAGAAAUGGAUCUGCUUCACUGAUUUUGCUGAUGUCUCAUCUUUCUCAGCUAUUCUAAAACAAAGCUUUAUGUUUAAUAAAUGUAUAUUCUUCAAACCUGAGGGACUCAAGCUUUUAUUAAGUUUUAGGUAAAUCUAAAAAUACUUCCUAAUAAUAUUAUAAUAUAAUUAUGUAUAUUUAUCUAUUUAAGGUAUUUUUUUCCAAAUUUUUUUGUGAUAAAUUCAGCUUUUCAAAGUGAUAACUCAUGUUAGAAUUAAUUUAGAGGGAAUUAUAUAUCUUUACGGUACAUGCUCUUUCAUGUAAAAAAACUCGUACUUGUGGUGUAUAUUAUUAUCAUGAACAUGUUUGCUCUUUAAUUGAAUGCUGUGAAACUUUAUAAAGCUUACUGAACAUUUUAUGAUUUAUAAUUUUAUGGGGUCAGCUUUUGAGCAGGCUCUACUUUUUCAGGCUUUUCCAAUCCAAAAACAAGGGAGUGUGCUUAUGAACAAAGGGGGCUUAGAACGAGUUCUGAGCUUGAUGAAAUUCAAUCAUUCCAAUACUACAUUAAUAUAUAACUUAAGUUUCUUAAAAAAAACAUUUUAUUUUUAGAAAUGUAUUCAACUUACAAAAUUGUUUGUUGUGACAUUUCACUUUUGCUACCAAUAUUUUUAAUGAGAUCUGUACAUUUUAGUUUCUUCAACUGUUUCAAGUAGAGACCGACCGAAAGUGAUUUUCUGAUUUCGGCCGAAGCCGAAAAUAGGCCGAAAGUUUAAAAUGACUUACGGCCGAAACCGAAAAAAGGCCGAAAUUUUAAAAAUGACUUUCGGCCGAAACCGAAAAAAGGCCGAAGAUUAAAAAUGAAUUUCGGCCGAAACCGAAGCCGAAACCGAAAAUGAAAUAUUAAGAUAUUUUGAAAUUCGUUCCCGCAUACAUUCUGCAUACAUCGAAAAUGAUGUGGGAAAGUAUAAAUAUUUACAUUCUUUU
Lymnaea stagnalis (great pond snail) is the source of this 11101-nucleotide messenger RNA. NCBI's taxonomy places the organism in Eukaryota, Metazoa, Mollusca, Gastropoda, Lymnaeidae. The record is from the annotation of a GenBank genome assembly.